Molecule: messenger RNA, 6069 nt
Organism: Pseudoliparis swirei
Lineage: Eukaryota; Metazoa; Chordata; Actinopteri; Perciformes; Liparidae
Gene: zdhhc3a
Product: zinc finger DHHC-type palmitoyltransferase 3a
Exons: 7
Coding region: 453-1388 (311 amino acids)
Biological process (GO): protein targeting to membrane; peptidyl-L-cysteine S-palmitoylation
Cellular component (GO): endoplasmic reticulum; Golgi apparatus
Molecular function (GO): protein-cysteine S-palmitoyltransferase activity
Source: RefSeq, a predicted model, not a curated record
GCGGGUAGUCGAAGGGGAAAUAACCGAGCGGCGCCGUCAGAGGAAGCCCCGAAGGAUGCGCGUCUUUCAGGCACAUUAUUCAGUGUCCUGUACCAAUAAACCAUGCAUGCUGCUGCACAGAGACCCGGCCGACACGAAUGAAAAUUAGUAAAAACUACAAUUUUAUCAUCAAAAAUCUUACUGCAUUGCGAUAUCAUUCACGGUAUUGUCGAUAUUCUUUCUACCCGUUGCAGGUGGCGUUGCCUACUUUCACGUUCCAGCGUUCUCCGGCCGGCGUAGCGAACGUUUCGCCUCCCCUGUUGACGAAAGGUGCGUCCCGUCCCCUAGAGGCCCGAUCGGGAACCUCGCCUCUGGACCGCCGCCCUCCCGCCGCUCUCCUCCGGCAUGCGGUGACUGAGGCCGAGGCCCGACGAAGGCGCAGCGGAUCCGGUGGCGCCGAGCUUAGAUGAAGGAUGAAGAGCCCGGUGCACAGAUGCAGGGACGUGGAGCACGGGCGCCGGACCGGCUCCGGGUCCGGGACCGGCUACCUCCAGACGGCCGAGCGGCGCAUCCCCAUCCCCAAAGACGUCAUCACCUCCUCCGCCGCCUCCGCCAUGUGGUUCAUCAGGGACGCCUGCGGCAUCGCGUGCGCCGCCAUCACCUGGCUGCUGGUGCUGUACGCCGACUUCGUGGUUCUGUUCGUGAUGCUGCUGCCCUCCACGAACCUGACCUACAGCAUCGUGAACGGGACCCUGUUCAACAUCCUGGCCUUCCUCGCCCUCGCCUCGCACCUCCGGGCCAUGUGCACCGACCCUGGGGCGGUGCCUAAGGGGAACGCCACCAAGGAGUACAUCGAGAGCCUCCAGCUGAAGCCGGGCCAGGUGGUCUACAAAUGCCCCAAGUGCUGCAGCAUCAAGCCCGACCGGGCUCACCACUGCAGUGUGUGUAAGCGCUGCGUACGCAAGAUGGACCACCACUGCCCGUGGGUCAACAACUGUGUCGGGGAGAGCAACCAGAAGUACUUCGUGCUUUUCACGAUGUACAUCGCCCUGGUGUCUCUCCACUCUCUGCUCAUGGUGGUCUUCCAUUUCCUCUACUGCUUCGAAGAUGAUUGGACGAAGUGCAGUUCCUUCUCUCCUCCAGCAACAGUCAUCCUCCUCAUCCUCCUGUGCUUUGAGGCCCUCCUCUUCCUCAUCUUCACCUCCGUGAUGUUCGGCACCCAGGUCCACUCCAUCUGUACCGACGAGACCGGCAUAGAGCAGUUGAAAAAGGAAGAGAGAAGAUGGGCUAAAAAAACUAAGUGGAUGAACAUGAGGGCGGUAUUCGGACACCCGUUCUCCUUUUUGUGGUUUAGUCCGUUCUCCACGCCUGACCACGGGAAGGCCGAGACCUACCAGUAUGUGGUGUGAAUCGAGGCGGACGCGAGUGGGAAGCCCCGCCCCCCCCAGUAGAGCUCAGCUGUGGCAGCCCAGUGCUCCCGGUGCUGACCACGAUCUCCCCAUUGCAUGUAACAUUAGCCACGGAACAGCUUCCCCAUCUGCCGCUUGGUUUUUUUGCCGUCCGAGUGCGCUUCACCUCUUUAUUUUUUUGUGUUGCCUUGUGGAGUUGCAGAGAAAAAGAAAAGCACUUUUAUUUUUUGGACGAUCCUGUUUGAAAACACUGUGAUGAAUCAGUUUGAGUCUCUUGAUCCGUUUCUGUUCUUGAACUUUGUUUCCUUUGCGUUGGCUCAGUUAAAUUCCAAAGAAGACGUCGUCUCACCGAUCCCUGGUGAGGUCUGGCCAUGCUGGGAGUUUUAGCCCCUCCCCCUCCCAACAUUCAAUGUAGAGCUGCCAAUGAGGAUUCAUUUCAUUAUUGAGAAAUCUGACAAACAAAAUGUGUUAUUUUCUUAAUCGACAAAAUAUCAGAGAUUUAGUUCAAAUAAAUCCCAAACUAUCUGCAUGGUUACAAACCACGAGUGGGAGGUGGAGCGAUGUCUCUCUGCAGCGGGGACGAGUCGAGCCUUUUUAAAGCAUCCGCUGGUCAGACCGUGAUCCAAGAGAACCGUAGAACCUUAGAACCUUAGAGCUUUAGAACCUUAGAGCUUUAGAGCCUUAGAGCUUUAGAACCUUAGAGCUUUAGAAUCUUAGAGCUUUAGAACCGUAGAGCUUUAGAAUCUUAGAGCUUUAGAAUCUUAGAACUUUAGAGUCUUAGAGCCUUAGAGCUUUAGAACCUUAGAGCUUUAGAAUCUUAGAGCUUUAUAGUCUUAGAGCCUUAGCGCUUUAGAGCCUUAGAGCUUUAGAGUCUUAGAGCGUUAUAGUCUUAGAGCUUUAGAGCCUCAGAUCAAGGGUUUUAGAGCUUUAGAGCCUUAGAGCCUUAGAGCUUUAUAGUCUUAGAGCUUUAGAGUCUUAGAGCUUUAUAGUCUUAGAGCUUUAUAGUCUUAGAGCUUUAUAGUCUUAGAGCUUUAGAGUCUUAGAGCCUUAGAGCUUUAUAGUCUUAGAGCUUUAGAGCCUUAGAGCUUUAUAGUCUUGGAGCUUUAGAGCCUCAGAUCAAGGGUUUUAGAGCUUUAGAGCCUUAGAGCUUUAGAGUCUUAGAGCUUUAUAGUCUUAGAGCUUUAGAGUCUUAGAGCUUGAGAGCUUUAUAGUCUUAGAGCUUUAGAGUCUUAGAGCCUUAGAGCUUUAUAGUCUUAGAGCUUUAGAGCCUUAGAGCUUUAGAGUCUUAAAGCGUUAUAGUCUUGGAGCUUUAGAGCCUCAGAUCAAGGGUUUUAGAGCUUUAGAGCCUUAGAGCUUUAGAGUCUUAGAGCUUUAUAGUCUUAGAGCUUUAGAGCCUUAGCGCUUUAGAGCCUUAGAGCUUUAGAGUCUUAGAGCGUUAUAGUCUUGGAGCUUUAGAGCCUCAGAUCAAGGGUUUUAGAGCUUUAGAGCCUUAGAGCUUUAGAGCCUUAGAGCUUUAGAGUCUUAGAGCUUUAGAGUCUUAGAGCUUUAGAGCCUUAGAGCUUUAUAGUCUUAGAGCUUUAUAGUCUUUGAGCUUUAUAGCCUUAGAGCUUUAUAGUCUUAGAGCUUUAGAGCCUUAGAGCUUUAGAGUCUUAGAACUUUAUAGUCUUAGAGCCUUAGAGCUUUAGAGUCUUAGAGCUUUAUAGUCUUAGAGCUUUAGAGCCUUAGAGCUUUAGAGCUUUAGAGUCUUAGAGCUUUAUAGUCUUAGAGCUUUAGAGUCUUAGAGCUUUAUAGUCUUAGAGCUUUAGAGCCUUAGAGCUUUAGAGUCUUAGAGCUUUAGAGCCUUAGAGCUUUAGAGCCUUAGAGCUUUAGAGUCUUAGAGCUUUAUAGUCUUAGAGCUUUAGAGCCUUAGAGCCUCAGAUCAAGGGUUUUAGAGCUUUAGAGUGCUUUAGAGUGUUAGAGCUUUAGAACGUUGGAGCCUUAUGGUGUGUUCACACCGGACGCGUCGAAAUUUCGACGCGCGUCGAGAUUACAUGCAAAGUCAAUGCACAGCUGCGUAGAAGCUGUGUAGCUGCGAAUUUUCCAGCGAGCAGCGCGUCAGACGCGUUUGAAGCAGCACGAACAGAGCGUUUGCCGCGGGGCGAACAGCGCGAACAGACGCAGCUCGUCGACGCGCGAGUUGAAAUUUCCCAACUCCGGCAGCAAAAACGCGUGAGUCAUAGUUGCGUCAGCCAAUCAGCGUUGAGCAGCUCCGCUCGUCAUUGUCCUGCCGGUUUAAAAAAUGGAGGAAAAGAUUAUUGUCGCCGUUUGUGGGCAACCCGAACUUUAUGACACGACUCUUUAUGCUUACCGAAACCGUAGCUUUAAAGAUGAAGCGUGGAAGAAGGUCGGAGAAGCCGUGGGACUACCUGGUAAGUUUUGAAUGUAUGUAUUUGCUUUUAUUCUCGCUAUUUGUUGUACUUUACUAUCAACCAACCGCCGGCAUAUGUGUUUCAUGGCAGAGGAGAUCUGCCGUCGUAGGUGGAAAAGUCUCAGAGACACGUAUCAAAGAGAGAAGAGAGAGAGAGCAGCGCAGUGGGAGUGCAGCUCAGUCCACUAACAAGUGGAAGUACUCUGCGGUCCUGUCGUUCCUCGACCCAUUUAUACUCCGCCCCCGACGCGUCUGGUCUGAACACACUUUUUUCGACGCGCGUCCAGAAUUUUUUCUACGCGUCCGGUGUGAACGCACCAUUAGACCUAUGGGCUUUAGAGUCUUAGUGAAUUAGAACGUUAGUGUUGGAGCUUUAGAAAUUUAGAGCUUGAGAACGUUAGAUCUUUGCGCUUUAGGGCUUUGGAGCGUUAAAGAUUUAGAAUGUGAGAUCUCGUUCUUGAGUUUUCUUCCCGUGAAAUGCUGCGAGUGAGUUCCAGUUCCUCUGUGAAACCGUGAGGCAGUAAUUCUCGUCCUGGUUCAGAGCCCCACUCGUCGUGACUGGCUGAUGCUUUGAAUCGUGCCGUGAAAGCUCAGAACAAUUGUCCCAAUAAUGAUAACACACUCUGCAUCAUAUCCUCAUUCUGUGAAAAGUAUAAAUAUAUGUUGUACUGCCCCCUGGUGGGUAAAGGCCUUCUAGGCUGACCCUUUUUAAAUGGUGUCAAAUGCAACACCUAAAGCGACUGUGUGCCAGCGUUAUCGGGGAUGUUUGGUAUAUUAAAUAUAUCACAAAGUAAUUUGACUUGUUCCCCCAUUCAUAGACCACGCCCAUCAGCUCAGGGCCUCGGCCAAUCGAUUCUCCUUAAUGCCGGUGCUCUGUUUACCCUUGGAUCAUGUCAAUGCUGUACAAUAACCAUUCUGUAUUGUAAAUAUUGAGUUCCCUGUGAGGUCCAGGAGAUGUCUGACCAGCAGAUAAACGGUGUUGUAUUUGAGCCUCACGAGGCCCAGAAGGUCCCACUGCCACUUUCUAAAGACUCUUAAUGCCUCCAUGUGGCCCAGGUGUGGAUCCUCCCUGAUACAUGCCCGGCAUGAACAAAGCCUUUUGUUCCCGGGCGCAGAUGAAUCUGUUUCCCCCAUAAACAAAAAACCAAAAUGUCAGCGUGCUGAAUCAUUCUGUUUCUGCUUUUUAUGAGGACGCAAAAUGGUUUCACUUGAUGCGGAUGUCGACCUCAUCGUGUCUUUUUUUUUUUUUUAAGAACCAAAACAUUGUUGUGUGUGUGUUGACGUUGUGAGCGCAUGCCAUAUUCAGUGAAACUUACAAAUACAUGAAUAUUUGGGAAAGCUUUAACAUGUAAAAAAAGUAAAAGUAUUGAAAUGUAACUCGUGUGUGGAGUCGAGGGGCCGCGUGAACACGCUGAGCGGCGUGGUUACGGGAGCGAGUCCCGAUACCUUCUGCAUCUUUUGCACUUCUGGUUUCCUCGUCUUCAUCAAGUCGAUUUAUUAUGUUCUUCCAUGUGGUUAGUGGCGAGCUGCGUGACGCAUACGAGACGUUGACGUGUUCCACCACGUUAAAACUCGUCGGUGGAUGCAUCCUCGCCGGAGCGCUCGUCUUCCUUUUCGCGUCGAUGUGGAGACGUGAAGUCACGUGACCGCGUGGAGCUGUAUCGGCUUCUUUAAAGCCCCAUUAUGUCGUUUUUCCCUUUUAGCGCCCCCUUCAGUUUUUGAGGUAUUUAACGUUUACUUCAGUGUCGUAAAUACCCAGUUACAAUAGACGCAGCCUCGCAUACACUUGUAUUGAGUUGGGAUCAUGUGUUGUCCUGUAUUAUAAUUAUAAUUAUUGUUAUUAUUUGUACGUGUCACGGGUUAUAAAAGGUGACGAGGGGGAGGUGACGCGAGGUUUUUUUUGUUUGGAGCGCGCUGACAUGCUGAUGGAAAUGUCACUCUUGCCUGUCUUCAAAACUUAAGAGCCCUGCUAAUACGAAGACUGCGCAGGAACACUGUGAACUGGGCCAGCACCGACCGGACUAGGGUGAAGGAGCGCGGGGAUUGAACGCGGCGCCUCGCCAUGUUUCCGCCUGGUCGGUCAGCUGUUUGCCGGCUUUGGGCGUGCAGUCAUUUACUUUUGUUUUGGGGGACUGCAAAGACUUUGGGACUGUCGGGAUCUGGGGAUUAUACUUCGUUUUGAGUGGGUUUGAUUGUUUGUAGUGUAUGUGUUCAUUUUGGGGGCUUGCAGAUGCAUUGAAUUUGAUUUAAUAUAAUAACAUUUGGGUUUCCGCA